GCCGCCCGGCUCCCGCCGCCGCGCCUGCUGCAUGCUCGGUGCUCAGCCCCAGCCGGAGGUGGAAGAUGGCGGAGCCGGGGCCGGAUUGCAGCUCUCUGCUCGACGAGGAUCUCUCCUCCUUCGUCUUCAGCUACCUAGCUGACAGCCAGUAUGAGGUGUCUGGCGAGGAGCAUCUCUACUCUGACUUCCCCGAGAUCGAUCUGUCCCAGCUGGACGCCGGAGACCUGGACUCUGCUGGGUGUUUCAGCGAGCUGCAGUGGGGCGGGGAGCACUCGGAGACCGACUCCAGCCAGUACAGCACCGACGACUCCGAGCUCUUCCAGAUAAUAGACAGCGAGAACGAAGCGCUGCUGGCAGCCCUCACCGAGACUUUGGAUGAUAUACAGGGAGAUGACAUGGGCCUGGCUGCCUUCCGAACUAUGGAAGAGGGGGACACGCUCAACUCUGCCACCACCUCACCUGCCCCUUCCCCCAAACCCACCGCCCCGGUCACGGGGGGGCCGCCCCCGGCCCCCGAGUGUGAUGAGCUGUCUCUACUGAAGAAGCUGCUCCUCUCUCCGUCGCCUCCGAGCUGCGAGGCCCAGCGGGACGGGAGCGCCCGGCGCCCGGGGACCCCAAAGUCACGGCCCGCACGGCCCUGCACAAAGGUGGAGGGUCCCCGGGACAGGAGGGCGAGCGUCCCGCAGGCACAGAGCCGCAGCUGCACGGAGCUGCACCGGCACCUCACCUCCAGCACCUCCUGCUCCCAGACCAAAGCCCCCCAGGCUCCCGAGGAGUGCCCCGGCAGCGGCCACCACCCGUCCCCGGGCGGCUGCGCCCAUCACGAGGACGACAGUGACUCCAGCGAGGACUCGCUGAGCUCCGGCGACUCGGUGGCCGCCCUGUCCUCGGCGGAGGACGGCACGGGCAGCCAGUUCUCCUGCGAGGGCGAGCUGCACUCGGUGGUGGAGCUGAUCCGCUACAUGCACACCUACUGCCUGCCCCCUCGCAAGCUGCCCCCCGACAGCAAUCCCCAGCCCUGCAGCAGCCCCUUCAAGAGAGCCAGAGCGGACUGUGCCCCCGCUCCGGGCAGCGCCCAGAGCCGGCCGGGCUGCGCCUGGCAGGCAGCCGGCGGCUGCAAGAAGCCCGGAGCAUCCUUCUCCAUCCUGAAGGAGCUGCUGGCGAGGGACCUGCUGUGCGAUGUGAGCAAGCCAUACCGCCUGGGCAAGCCCGUGUACGCUGCCCUGGCACGGCCGCCCGGCUCCUGCUCCCCCGCGCCGCCCGAUGCCGAGGAUGCCGGUGGGACUUGCACAGCCAGAGGGAAAGCGGCGGCAGAGAGGGGCGAGCCCCGGCACAGCCCCGAGGCGGAGGCACCGCGGGAGCUGGGCGGCCUUGAGGACGAUGCUGGGAAGCAGGAGGGCGGCCCUGGAGCAGGGAAGGCGGCCCGCAGGCAGGACAGCGCUGUUUACGCCGUGCGCCGCUCCAAGAGACUCAACCCCGAGCUCGGGCACUGGCUCUCCUUCCUUGACGAGCCGCACCCCGAGUCCUCCGUGGCCCUGGGCUGCGGCGAGGCCGCUCCUCCGAUGCUGGAGGGCUUCUCUGCCCAAGAGCCGGCGGCCGAAGUGGAGGUGGGGGGCACAGCCCCAUCGGUGGAGCCGCAGCCCCUCUGCCUGGGCUCCCUGGGGGAUGGCGAGGUGGGCACUGAGAGCCGGCGCUGUGCCCUCCUGGAGCAAACAGAAACACCCAGGUGUCUCACACUGUCCUUGGCACAAACUGACCCAGCCUUUGGGAAGAGAAACUUUGAGCCAAUGCUGACCGUGGAGCUGUGUGGGACAGCAGGUCUCACACCGCCCACCACUCCGCCAUACAAACCCGCCGAGGAGGACCUGUACAAGCCAGACAUCCCCCAGGAGCCAGGGAAGGAGGACGGGAUGUCCCUGAGCCCCGGGGGCACCGGGGACGUGGCAGCCUCACAGAAAGCCCCCAGGAAGCACCCGGAGAGGACGGAGCUGUUCGCCCACCUGAGCCGGGCGGGCGGGCGGGCGCUCCCCGAGCAGCAGGGCCUGCUCAAGAGGCCCUUCUCCCGCUCCUUUGGGGACCACGACUACUGCCAGGUGCUGAAACCCGAGGCUGCCCUGCAGAGGAAGGCGCUCAAGUCGUGGGAGCCCCCGAGCCAGGUGGAGACGGAGCACAAGAGGAGGGUCCCGGCCGCCCACUACCAGGGACUGGAGCUGGGCAAGGACACGGGCGCUGAGCUGCUGUGGAAGGACGGCGUGAAGCAGCUGAGAGACCAGGAGAUCAGAGCCAGCUUAACAAAGCACUUUGGCUUUCUGGACAGUGCCCUCGACGAGGAGGACAUGGUCUUCUGCAAAACCCCCGAGUAUGACACGGUCUUUGAGGACAGCUGCAGUGAGAGCGGCUCCCCCGUGGAGGAGGAUGAGGAGGAUGAGGAGGAGGAAGAGGAGGAGCAUGGCAACACCGAGCUGUGCCUGAGGAGAAACCCCCUUUCCAGGACCAGUUUGCAUUACUGCUCCCGGAGCAGGUCCAGCUCGGGCUCCUCGUGCUGCCGGUCGCGGUCACCCGCCAGCAGACGCGCCUUCAGGUGUGAGAACGGUGAGCAGUGUCAGGGUGGAAAUGGGCACCGGGGCCAGCUGAAGAAGAGACGGGAAAAGGCCAUCGGGGAAGGCCGGGUGGUGUACAUCAGAAACCUCUCCAGCAGCAUGAGCUCCAGCGAGCUGAAGAAACGCUUCGAGGUGUUUGGUGAAAUCGUGGAGUGUCAGGUCCUGUCCAGGACUAACAGGGGGGAGAAGUACGGCUUCAUCACGUACCGGUAUUCCGAGCACGCCGCCUUAUCGCUGAAGAACGGCCCCUCGCUAAGGAAGAGGAAUGAGCCCUCCUUCCAGCUCAGCUCUGGUGGCCUGGGCCGCUUCUUCUGGACCAGAUACGCUGACCUGGAUUGCGGCACGGACGAGUCCUCCCCGGCUCCGGUGAAAAGCAAGUACGAGACCAUGGAUUUCGACAGCUUGCUGCAGGAGGCCCAGCUCAGCCUGCAUCGGUAACAGCCUUAACCUUGGAGGAAUACCUCAAUACCUCAGUCAAGGCACUUCCAAUAUGUUUACGUUUUCAAAGAAAUUAUUCAGUCUAUGGCAAGCGAGAGAGCGAGAGAGAGAGCGAGAGCACGCCCGCGAGAGAGAGACUGCUGUCCCCUGAUCGAUGUUUACAUUGAACAAAGCUGCUUCUGUCUGUGAGUCCCCAUGGUGUUGAUGUCUCACUGCCACACGUUAGUCCCCCCUCUGCUUCUGACUGGUUGUUUUAGGGUGAGCCUAGGAGCCCCCCGGCCCCUCUUCCCCCUCCCUGCCCUCCCCACGCUCCCACCGUGGAGUUGCAGCUGUGUUCACCAUAACAUUUUUUUGUCUGUAGUGUGUGAUGAUGAAAUUGUUCAUUGUGAAUAGAAUCAGGAUUAUAAACUAAUUUUUAAUAGAAGAAGAGAAGAAAAAAAAAAGUAUAUACUUAAAAAAAAAAAAAAAGAAAUGUAUUUAUGGCUCAGAUGUACUGUAAUUCAGAUUUAUUGUACCGCUUCCUUGAUUUUUAACUAUGCACUGUAAUGAGGCACUUGCCACUCAGCAAAUGGGGGGUCAGAGCAGUCUCAGAGCUGACAUUCCCCUGCUGGCAAACCGGGGUGCUCGGUGCUUGCCCCGGGUUCACCCACUUUGCUGUCAAAGCCAUUCUUUGUGCUGGAGUGGCCCGAGCCCCCCAGUGCUGAGCUGGGUCCCGGUGGGUGAUGGAGCCUGGGCCGGGCGGCUUUGCAGGCUGCAGAGGGUGGGAGAGGGAUGCAGCACCUGCAGCCAGCGCUGCUGCACCCCUGCUGCCUUUGGAGACAGGGGCUGGGGGCUGCCGGGCCUGAGCCGCUGGGGGAUGGAUGUCUCCGGUCCGUGUGGAGGAGCUGGUCCUCUCCAGCUCCUUGGAUGGCUGGGAGACUGGCCAGGCCCUGGGGCUUGAUCCACACCCUGCAAAGCAAGCGGGGCGAGAAGACCUGGCUGUGCUCUCUGCUGGGCAGCCAGCCCCACACACAGCCCAAAGUCCAGCCCCACACACAGCCCAAAGUCCAGCCCCACACACAGCCCAAAGUCCAGCCCCAAACUCAGCCCAAAGUCCAGCCCCACACACAGCCCAAAUUCCAGCCCCAAACUCAGCCCAAAUUCCAGCCCCACACACAGCCCAAAUUCCAGCCCCACACACAGCCCGAAGUCCAGCCCCAAAUGCAGAGAGGCUGGGGGGCACAGCACCCACACUGGACCCCCACCCACACCCUGCCCCGUAGCUGAUAAGCCAUACACCCCCCAGCACCCACCCGCAGCCCAGAUCUGUCCCAGCGCCCCGGGGCACAGCUCUGCCUCUGGCCAAGGGCCCUCGGGGCUGGAUUUAAGUGUCAGAUUUACUUGAGGACUUGCCCUCCGUGUGUGAUUGGGGUGAGAUGGGGACACAGCUGUCCCCCAGCCGGAGCAAAGCCCACCACCAGCCGGCCAGAGGCACUGUUUUCCCAAGGGAGCGGGAAUCUUGCUGCGCCUCAAGCCAUUGCCACCUUCUCCUUUUAUUUUUGAGCCCCAGAGACCACUAGGGAUUCAGCCAUCCUCUGUAGAUAGAAUAUUAUAGCCUUAACUCUGCCAAUAGAUAGAUUAGAGUCUCCUGGGGUCUCCCCUCGCCAUGACUUGGGGGUUUUAUCCCCAGUUCCCCGGGCACGUUGCGGGGAGAGCGACCGAAGCCUCGGGAACGGGACGAGGUGCCGGGGGCCGGAGCCCCGCCAGGGUGGGCCGAGGCUCGGGGCCGGAGCCCCGCCAGGGUGGGCCGAGGCUCGGGGCCGGAGCGCAGCUGGGCUCUGGCAGGAGCAGCAAUGCCGACACCAGCACAGUUCCCUGGCUGUUCCCCUCGGGAGAGCCGCGGUUCUGACAACACCCGGCCCGGCAGCGCCAGGGCCCGGAGGCCAGCGCGGGGUCCCCACGGUGACCAUCACUGCCGGGGAACCGGCCUUGUGCCACUUCAGCCCCAGCACUGAAACCCGGCCUCUCUCCCACCCCAAAAUCCCCCCUGUUCUCAUCCCACCGCAGCAAACACGAGCAGCUCUGGCCGAGACUGAGCAUCUGCUAUUGGCAAUUGCCUCAUUGUAGCUUUGCCUUUUUCUGUCCUAGUAUUUCCUCACGAUGAUGAUGAUGAUGAUGAUGUUUACAUGUGAUUGCUAUAGAGCUUAUGUAGAAUGUAUAUAGCGACACAUUUAGGGUGGGUAGUACUGUCCUGUGCUGUGCUGAUGUUUUUCAGAAAACGAUCAAUCAAAAAAAAAAAAAAAAAAAAAAAAAAAGCAAACAAAAAAAAAAAAGGAAAAAAAAGAAAAAAAAAAAGGAAAAAAAAAAAGAAAGCAAAUAUGUGGAAUUCUUCCAUCUCCCACUCAGCUGGGGCACCCAUGGCUGGGCCCCGCUGGGGAUGCAUCAAGGGUGGUGGAGGGGAAGGGUUAGUGCAGAGCUGGGGGGGCUGCAGUCCCCUCCAGGGGAUCACUCAGUCACUUCCCAAGCACUGCCUUUGGCACACCCAGAUGGAGAAUUUCCCGGUGUUUCUGGGGCUGGGUGCCCUGGCUCAGCUCUGGGUGCCGAGGCUGCUGCUGGGGAAGGGGAGGGCUGGUCCUGCACAGAGCUCAGCAGUACUGCAGCCCUAGGGUAGGAAGAGAUGCAAUAAGUGGUCUUCGUGGUGCCUGAAGCCUAUAAGUGGGGUUGGGUUUUUCUGGUUUUGGUUUGGGUUUUUACCUUUUUUUUUUUUUUCCCUUCACUUGGGAUGGUCUGUUUUCCCUCCUCCCCAGAAAAAUCUUAUGCACUAUGCUUAGAGCCCCUUGGGCUGUGUGCUGCCUGCCUUGGGGCUUCCCCCACCUUUUAGGACUGGGUGAAAAGUGAAUUUCCACAUGGUUUUUUUUUUUUUUUUUUUUUUUUAAUUUUUGUGGGUCUUUUGUUGGUUCUUUUUUUUACUGUAAAGGUGUCUUUAGCUCACAGUGCUCGAGUCUGCAGGAAGGUAGGUCGGGCACAGGGGCAGGUGAGAGCUCCCUCCUGAGCUGCCUAAAAUUUGGAUGCUGACAGGGAAUUGGGGGCAGGAGCAAAGCAAUGCCCAGGCCCUGCUGCCAGGGAAGCCAGAGGUGCCCAGAGCUUUGCAGCAGCUGCCAGGGACUGGGGAUCCCCCCCUUUUCCAAGGAUUGCCUUUACAUCCCACCCAGCCUGUGGCACCACCGUGGGUGCCCCUCAAAAAGGGACCCCUCACACCCCAGCCCCCUGUGAGGGCCAGGGCUGUGGGGUGGGCAGGAGAAACUGGGAGCAAAAGGGUAGGAAUAAGUCAGGAGGAGAUUUAUUUUUUUAAAAGUGUGUAAGUAUAGAACGUUCCCCCAGCCGUUUCCUGCUGUGGGGAAAUGCUGAAUGCGUGAGGAGUUUCUGAUAAAAUGCCCCUUUUGCUUGUUUUGCACAGGUUUGCCCCAGAAAAACUAAUUCUUUUUUGGGGGGGGCGCAGCAGGUUUCUGGCUGGAAUCCAGCGUGUCCCUGAGGCUCCGCAGGGAGGAGCAAACGGGUCUGAGUGUGUGGGCUGAAUGCAGAGGACAAUCCCAGGUUUUAGGAUGGAUGCUGCCCCCAAAGCAAAGGUUUCUCUCCAUUCCUCGAUUUCCUGCCUGGGCUGCACAUCUUUGAGGAUGCAGCAGCUUGCUCACCACGUUACAGUCCUGAGCCUCAUCUCAGUCUGGGCCUUGUCCAGGAGUUUCACAAUUGCAGAUCAACAUGGUUUUCUCCUUUUUUUGGGAGGGAUUUCUUUUCUUUCUGGAGGUCUCUUGAGUCCACCGGUGUUGGAGCUGAACCCGACACCUGUCGUGUUCUAAGUGCAUCCCUGACAAUCUCAAGCAAUAUAGAGCCAAAUGCAGCCUUGGGGUUUCAUUUUGGGGUUUCAUUUUGGGGUUUCAUUCCUCUUCCCUCGCCCUCCCUGGGGCCAGGGGCAGCAGCAGGAGUUGGGGAGGGAGUGUGUGAGUGCAUGUGAGAAAGAGAGAGAACGGUUCAACUGAUGCAUUUCUUGAGAAAGGUGUAAGAAUUUCACCUAAAAAGGGGCACAUCUGCUUUGUUAUUUAUAAAAAAAAGCUAAAUUCUGUCUUUUUUUUUUUUUUUUUUU
Messenger RNA from Parus major (Great Tit), 7158 nucleotides. It is a transcript of the gene PPARGC1B, whose product is annotated as PPARG coactivator 1 beta. The record is from RefSeq and is a predicted model, not a curated record. The transcript is spliced from 12 exons. Bases 66 to 3038 code for a protein of 990 amino acids. Gene Ontology annotation, cellular component: nucleus. Gene Ontology annotation, biological process: positive regulation of transcription by RNA polymerase II. Lineage: Eukaryota; Metazoa; Chordata; Aves; Passeriformes; Paridae. Gene Ontology annotation, molecular function: RNA binding; transcription factor binding.